AUGGGCACCGAAAUCAUGGCUGCCUCUCUGGAAUCAAGUAUGGCAGCCCAUGAGCAAGAUGCAUUACUCAGAGACGAGCCUGGACGCGAAAACAAUGGAGAGGAACCUGCAGAGUUGCGUGACACAAACGACCCCGACUCGAAGCGCGUUCUCUAUUCCAAUUUGCUACUGCCGUUUGUGUUUUUAGGUUUAAUUGCGGGGAGUCAAGGAUGGGGUGACUCGAUUUCCUUCGUGUUCAACUUCCUGGCGAUUCUUCCUCUCGCUGCGUUGCUGUCAUUCGCUACAGAGGAACUAGCCAAAAGCGUCGGACACACCAUCGGAGGGCUUAUAAAUGCGACGUUUGGAAAUGCCGUCGAAAUGAUUGUGGGAAUCACUGCGGUCCGGCAAGGAGAAAUCAGCAUUGUGCAGUCAAGUAUGGUGGGCAGUAUCCUUUCAGGAAAUCUUCUGAUCUUCGGUGUUUCCCUGUUCUGCGGCGGCUAUGGAAAAGAUGUGGUGAAAUUCAACGUGGAUGUCAGUGGGAUCCUAUCCUCCUUGAUGGUGGUCUCCUCUGCAACAUUGAUCAUUCCAUCUGUCCUUUAUUCAACCAUACCGUCCAAGUCCCACGACGUGCAAGCCAGCGUCCUGGGUCUCUCCCGUGCUGCUUCCGUGGUCCUACUCAUAUUCUACCUGGUCUACCUCUACUUUCAACUGAGGAGUCACUCCGAGCUAUUCCUCGACGAUACACAAGAAGAGGAAGAAGAUCGAGUGUUGGGUCCCUGGUCGGCAAGCCUCAUUUUGAUCCUUGCCACUCUUGGGGUCACAGUCUGCUCUGAUCGUCUGGUGGACAGUGUCGAUGGCUUUGUAGAACGGUGGCACGUGAGCCGGGCUUUCAUCGGCUUGAUUGUGGUUCCCAUUGUCGGUAAUGCAGGAGAGUUCAAUACUGUUGUGAAUUCUUCGAUCAAGGGGAACAUGGACCUCGCGAUUGGUGUGAUUGUGGGAAGUACGUUGCAAAUCGCAUUGUUUGUGAGUCCAUUCCUGGUCAUGUGUGGCUUGGUUAUCGGGCAGCCCAUGUCCUUGCGCUACAGUCCCUUCGAAACGGUGGUAUUCUUCAUCUCGGUAAUAAUCAUGGACUGUUUGAUCCGUGGAGGUCGAUCAAAUUAUUACGAAGGAUCUUUAUUGGUUGGAACGUAUCUGAUAAUCGCAAUUGCAUUCUACGUCCACCCAGACGCAGUCGAUGCACCCUUUGUUUAG
Molecule: messenger RNA, 1230 nt
Organism: Penicillium digitatum Pd1
Lineage: Eukaryota; Fungi; Ascomycota; Eurotiomycetes; Eurotiales; Aspergillaceae
Source: RefSeq, a predicted model, not a curated record